Molecule: messenger RNA, 2008 nt
Organism: Trifolium pratense (red clover)
Lineage: Eukaryota; Viridiplantae; Streptophyta; Magnoliopsida; Fabales; Fabaceae
Product: protein FEZ-like
Exons: 5
Coding region: 332-1540 (402 amino acids)
Biological process (GO): regulation of DNA-templated transcription
Molecular function (GO): DNA binding
Source: RefSeq, a predicted model, not a curated record
GUAGUCUCUUCUGAUCCUCAAUUAUGUUAUUCACAUAAAAAAAAUUUAUAUAUAUUAGAUGAGGAUGUAAAGAGUGAUCCAUAUACUUCUGCUUGACUUGAGUAACAUCUUCCUUGAAAGUUGUUCAUGAGAAGCAUAAAUAAUAUUUUCUCAUAAGUUUUAUAUUACCACCAAACUUCAUUUGAGGCAUAGUAAGAAGGAGGCAAAAGCUUUGGAAACAUACACCUUGGACUAACCAAAUUUGUACACACUAUUUCAUAUCAAGUAUAUUGACAUCUUGAAGUCACUCUCUAUCUUGAACAAAAAUUUAUUUCAAACACAAAAAGAGAAAAUGGAAGAAAGAACUGAGAUGGAUAAUAAGGUUGAUGAUUUGAUGCCUGGUUUUCGUUUUCAUCCCACAGAUGAAGAGCUUGUUGGUUUUUACCUUAAGAGAAAAAUUCAACAAAAGUCUCUUCCUAUUGAACUUAUUAAGCAAGUGGAUAUUUACAAACAUGAUCCAUGGGACCUUCCAAAGCUGGCUAGUAGUGGUGAGAAAGAAUGGUAUUUCUAUUGUCCAAGGGACAGAAAAUAUAGAAACAGUUCAAGGCCCAAUAGAGUUACAAGAGCUGGAUUUUGGAAGGCCACAGGAACUGAUAGGCCUAUAUACUCAUCAGAUGGAAAAUGCAUUGGUUUGAAGAAGUCACUUGUCUUCUAUAAAGGUAGAGCUGCUAAAGGGACUAAAACUGAUUGGAUGAUGCAUGAGUUUAGGUUACCUUCUAUUUCAGAUUCAAACUCUCCUCCCAAAAAAUUUUCAGAUAAAAGCUUCUCUCCAAAUGAUUCAUGGGCAAUAUGUAGGAUCUUCAAGAAAACUAAUUCCCUUUCAAUGGUACAAAAAGCUUUAUCUCAUCCUUGGAUCUCUCAAUUACCAGGAAGCAUGGUAUCUGAAUUACUCUCACAAACUACAAACAUCAACCAAUUCUGUUCAGAAAAUAAUAUCUCAUGCACAACAGAACAAGCAUUAUCAUCAGGGACAAACAUGCAAAUCAACAAGAAUGAGCUACAACAAGUUUCCAAUACCAACAACUUCUCAGCUUCAGAUUUUCCAACAUACAAACCAAUCAACAACAUUAACACAAUUUCAAAAUCCUCACAAAUUCCUUGUUCUAAUGGAGACAUUGUUGAUAACCUAAUGUUCUACACACUUGAAGCCAAUGGUUCCACAAAGUGCCCAAUUGAUGAUAGUUCAAUUCUUUCCAACACUAACUAUAUUGGUUUUGAAGAUACAAAUAAUCAAUAUAGUGGAUUCUCAAUUAGUCUACCUCAAGAUAUGCAACCAAACAUUGGCUUAGAAAAUGAACAAUUAGAAGACCAAGGUUGGAGGAAGAAUAUUCAAGAUCAAAUGCAACUUAAUCAAUGGGAAAAUAAUCUAGGAAGAACAAUUGAUUUUCCAUUCAGCUUGUCUCCAAAUUUUGAUGCUUUGAGGAAUAGUGUUAUAUGGGAUUCACCACCUUGCACAAGUGAAAUGUCCACAACCUAUGUCACUAGUAAAUGUUACACUUAGGAUAUAUGUUUGGAUUUAUGUGUCAAAUUAAUGUGCCAAAUUAAUGUGCCAAACAUGUAAUUAAAACAAAUUGGGGGUAAUUUAUAGGGGUGAUUAAUUAUAAUUAUCAAUUUUUAACAAUUAGUAUAUUUACCAAUAAAAUCAUUAUCAUGUUCAUUUGGUAGUGAUUUUACUUGUAAAUGUACAUGUUUUAUUGUUUCCUUAUUUGUUUAUAUGUACAUUAUUAAAACCAGUACCACCCUGUAGGAGCAUAGAAAAAGGGCACAAAAUGUAUAAUAGGAAUAUUGUAUUAUAUAUAAGGUCAUGUACAGAGAAAAAUAGAUACAAAGAGAUUCUAAGGCCUUGGCAAAAAAAAAUGUGGUGCUUAAUUUACUUAGGAUUUUUGUAUAAAUUAUUAUCUAUUUCUUUUUGAUAAAUUUUAUGUAAUCUUGUUACAUUAAUUAUUGGUUUAUUAUCUAUAUAUUUAUA